Messenger RNA from Pyrus x bretschneideri (Chinese white pear), 738 nucleotides. RefSeq lists its product as uncharacterized. Bases 1 to 738 code for a protein of 245 amino acids. Lineage: Eukaryota; Viridiplantae; Streptophyta; Magnoliopsida; Rosales; Rosaceae. Gene Ontology annotation, biological process: shoot system development; root development. The record is from RefSeq and is a predicted model, not a curated record. The transcript has a single exon.
AUGGCUGCCAAGCACCAUGUUAUUAGAUCAAUCAGCUUGCCCUCAAGGUCUCACCCUACUACUCUUAGGGUUGAAGAGGAGCUGAACAGGCUCCAAACAUCGUCAUCUUGUGAUUCAACUUCAGACUCAAUCUGCAAAUCUCUAUGUGGGCUAGACGAGUUGUAUGAGUGUGUAGAUGAUCUUUUACAGAUGGCAUCAACCCAACAGCUCCUUUCUCAUGAGUUGUUGGAUGGAGCACUCAUGAGGCUCUUGGACAUAUGUGACAUCACAGGAGAUGCCAUUUCAACAAUCAAGGAACAUGUUAGAGAUCUUCAAUCUGCUCUUAGGAGGAGAAAGGGAGACUCAAGCCUUGAAAGCAGCAUUUCCAAGUACACUUGCUUCAGAAAGAAGAUGAACAAGGAUGCCAAGAAAUUGAUCACAUCUUUGAAACAAGUAGACAAUAAAAUUGCAACAUCGCCACUUCUUGAGCAAGAUCACCAUCUCACUGCCGUGAUUCGAGUUCUUAGAGAAGUUCGUGUGAAGAACAUGUCUAUCUUCCAAUCCCUCUUGGUCUUGCAACAUCGCCUUGAUGCUGCUUUAUACAAUCUAUGCAAAUCAUCAACUGCUACAUUUGAAUGUGCAAAUAAAAGAUUGGAGGCUUUGGAAGUAACCAUUGAAGGCCUUGAGAAUGGUUUAGAGAGCGUUUUUAGGCGCAUGAUUAAAACAAGAGCUUCUCUUUUGAACAUAAUCUCACAAUAA